AGUGUCAGUGCGAUGACAGCGAGUCGAGGAGGCGGCAGGUGGAUCAUUUGCACUUUUAUUACUUUUUCGUACCUGCAAGCUUCUCAAUAUCACAUCAACUGGGCGAAAAUGUCCCACGAAUCAUAAAUUAUAUUGACAUUCAUGUGAAAAGAGCACCCGCUCGAAGGGCACAAAGCAGACGAGAUCUCGGCGGACUGUGGAUUUAGCAGUGCACGAGGAAGACCUGACGGUGCAGCCAUGUUGUCGGCGGAGGAGAUCCUUUGCAGCACGCAGCAGGUGAUCGCCGGGCUGGAGGCGCUCCGAGGAGAGAACCGCAGCUUGCUGGAGAGCCUGCAGGGGGCGGCCCAGAGCCCCGAAAGAGCGGUGGAGGGCGGCGGCGGAAGCGUGGAGCUCGAAAAGAGCGGCAUAAUACGACAGUCGCUGGAAAGGAUUGAGCUGGGUCUCAGUGAAGCGCAGGUGAUGAUGGCGCUGUCGGCUCAUUUGAGUUCUCUAGAGGCCGAGAAGCAGAAGCUGCGAGCUCAGGUGCGCCGCCUCUGUCAGGAGAACCAGUGGCUACGCGAUGAGCUGGCGGGCGCCCAGCAGCGCCUGCAGGAGCGAGAGCAGGACGUGGUCACGCUGGAGGAACACAACCGGCAUCUGCAGUUCAUGGCCUCCAUGCGCAAGUACGACCAGGAGGAGGCACCGCCGCCGGAUGACAAGAGCACAUCUUCCAACAAAGAGUCCCUGGAUUACCUUUUUCCUGCCGAGGACGAGGAGUCGUCACAAAUGUCAACGUCGCAGCACCACCACAGCAGCGCGGCAGCGGCGGCCCAGCAAGGUGGCUACGAGAUUCCCGCUCGCCUUCGGACGCUCCACAACCUCGUCAUCCAAUAUGCUUCGCAGGGACGAUACGAGGUCGCCGUGCCCCUCUGUAAGCAGGCCUUGGAAGACUUGGAGAAGUCGUCGGGCCACACCCACCCUGACGUGGCCACCAUGUUGAACAUUCUGGCGCUGGUGUACAGAGACCAAAACAAAUACAAAGAAGCUGCCAACCUGCUGAAUGACGCGUUGGCCAUCAGGGAGAAAACACUGGGAGUGGACCACCCGGCUGUGGCGGCCACCCUCAACAACCUGGCGGUGCUUUAUGGGAAGCGAGGCAAAUACACAGAGGCCGAGCCACUGUGCAAGCGAGCGCUACAGAUCCGAGAGAAGGUGCUGGGCACGGAGCACCCCGACGUGGCCAAGCAGCUGAACAACUUGGCGCUGCUGUGCCAGAACCAGGGCAAGUACCAAGAGGUGGAGCGCUACUACGAGCGAGCGCUGCAGAUAUACCAGAGUAAGCUGGGACCCGACGACGCCAACGUGGCCAAGACCAAAAACAACCUGGCUUCCUGUUACCUCAAACAGGGCAAGUACCGCCAAGCAGAAGCGCUGUACAAAGAGAUUCUCACCAGAGCGCACCAGAAGGAGUUCGGAUCAGUGGAAGGCGACGCCCAGCCCAGCUGGUCGGGCUGCGGCAGCGACCAAUCAGGGCAACAGGAUGGCCCGCUGAGGCGAAGCGGCUCCUUCACCAAACUGCGAGAGUCCAUACGGCGAAGCAGCGAGAAGCUGGUGCGCAAGCUCAAGGGCGUCGACGUGGAGGACGCCGCCCCGAGGAAUGCUGGGAUGAAAAGAGCCAACUCACUGAAUGUGCUCAACGUCGGUGGCAGCGGCGAAAGUCAGGACAGCAGCCAGUCAUGCUGUCUGAUGGACCACCGAGGACUCAGCUCCAGUACACAGAGCCUAAACAGACGAGGAUCACUCGGGACCAGUUAACCACCACGUACACACUCAUAUUUUUAAGACCCUUUUACACGGACAGGAUUCUUGUCUUCUGUUAGAGCGCUGAUGUGUGAAAGGGGCUAUACUGAGGGCUAUUUUUAUGAUUUAAAAAAAAUUGUCUUUUUGGCUGUUUGUUUACAAGUCAACGUCAUUUUAAAGCCUCGAAAGACAAACAUAUGAAAAUUAGCCAACAAAGUACAAAAACAAUGGCAGACUACAUAAAAGUUUUUAAGACCAUUUGUGCUUCCACAUAAAAACUAACGCUUUUUAAAAGGCGGAUAAAAGCAAGUGUGUAUGUUUCUGCGUUGCUACCUAGUGGCCUGGCAUGCAUAUUACACUGUCUUCGGGGAUCAUUUUUGAGACUUUUUGACAAAGUCACAUUCCAGAUAAUGUUAUUUCCUUAAUUUAUUACCAACCUCCGCCUCAGUAUGAACUUAAUGUAUCAGACAUUUCUAGAAUAAGAGUUGUACAUUCCGGUGAUUACGUCUGUGUUUUUGCCUUUGAAUGAAAAUGUAUUUUCAUCACUUAUCUCCUACAUGGUUUGUUUACAUGGAACAGUGGUGUUUUUCGCACAUUACUGUUGGGACUGACUUUAUCUCUUAGAAGCUUCUUGCACAUUUUAAACUGCAGAAACUAACCCUAAAAUGAAAUAUGUAAUGUCAACUGCAUUGGAGGUGGAACUCCAAAGACCAUUUCAUAUUUUGACAUGAUAAAAGUUGUGAUGCAGCAGGUUUUUAAACUAUAUAUUUAUAUAUGAACAAUUAUCUUUCUACUGUAAUAGAAAACUUUAGUUUUCACUCAUUUUGGCUUUUUUACAAUCUUGAUUGUAGAUUUUGCUGAGGUGGAAAAUGUCAAAUUGGUCGACAUAGAAACGUGUUGCAUAAUAUUCUAUAGAUGCUCAUUCUAGUCCAAAUGAAUGUUUUU
This is a messenger RNA of Phycodurus eques (leafy seadragon), 2724 nucleotides long. It is a transcript of the gene klc3, whose product is annotated as kinesin light chain 3. Gene Ontology annotation, biological process: axo-dendritic transport. Gene Ontology annotation, molecular function: kinesin binding. Gene Ontology annotation, cellular component: cytoplasm; kinesin complex; membrane-bounded organelle. Lineage: Eukaryota; Metazoa; Chordata; Actinopteri; Syngnathiformes; Syngnathidae. The record is from RefSeq and is a predicted model, not a curated record.